AUGGCAGAACAGCAACAACAACAACAAUCGCAGCAACAGCAAAACCGACGACCCUCAGGUCGUAUGGGACGGCGUUUUACACUAAAUCCCUUGAUAUUUGCAAAAGAAGAGCGAGAUGCUAGACGUCAAUCACUGGCGCAGCUCAAACUUUCAUAUUAUCCGCAAAAUGCUCAUCUAACGAAAGUUAUCGAAAUAAUCGAAGAGGUUGUGCCCACGUUUAGGGCAACUAUUGAGCAAAAGGCAUCUACUAAGUUUCGACGAGUUAUUAAUUAG
Messenger RNA from Enterobius vermicularis (human pinworm), 273 nucleotides. NCBI's taxonomy places the organism in Eukaryota, Metazoa, Nematoda, Chromadorea, Rhabditida, Oxyuridae. The record is from the annotation of a GenBank genome assembly.